AUGCUUAUAAUUUUAUUUCAAUUACUAUGGUGCUGCUUCUCACUCAUGUUAUAAUUUGUUGAAGAUGACAGAGCAAAAUGUUUAGAUGGUACCUUAGGAGUAUUUUGACUAAAUAAAUAUAGUCCUAUUACUUUCAAGAAGGAUUUGAAGGCGGUUAGAAUAAAUUUAUUGUAUUUUUUGAGGGAGGAGAGUAAGUAUAAAUAAUUACAAAAGGUUGAUUUUGGGUAAUACUGAAGAAGAAUUUUUAAUGAAUGCUGUUGAAAAGUUUAAAUAUGAAUUUUAUUAAGGAUGCAAACAUAACAAGGAAGUUCACUAAAUAGAGCUAGUUCAUUAGAAUAGGAUGGAAUAUUAUCUUCAGAUAAACAAAAAAAUUAUUAUUUCCAUAAUUGGAAUCUAAUCCACAUAAAUUAUUGCGAUGGAGUUGGUUCUGAUAAUUAAAAUUUUAUUAGGCUUUCAAGGUUAUAAAUCAGAAUCAGUUUAUUUCUAAAAACACACUAUGUAUUUUAGAGGUGAAUUAAUUAUAAGAAGCAUUUUUGACCAUUUUAAGACUAAAUUUUAAAAAGCUGAAAUAAUAAUAUUAUCAGGUUGUUCAAUUGGUGGAAUUGCAGCUCUUUAAUGGGAAUAGUAUCUUACUUCAUUAGUUCCAAAUAAUAUCUCAAUAUUAUUUGUAGCUGAUUCAAGCAUAUUAUUUGAUAUGUAAACAAUAGAUGGAAUUAAUUUAUUAUAAUAAUCAUUGAAGAUUAUGAAUUAUAUUGCUAAUAAUGAAACCUAAGUUCCUCAUAAAAAAUGUGCUUUCAAUUUUCCAAAUUAAAAUUGGAAAUGUUUGUAUUUCUAAAAUUUAAUACUUUAUAUUUAACGACCAGUAUUUAUUAUAUAACCCUUUUAUGAUAUAAAAUUUCUUUAAAAUUAUCUCGAUAUUAAAUGUAUUAAAGAUUAAACAUUGAAAAAUUGUUAAAAUAAUGAAAUGAAUUUAAUUGAUCUAGUUUACUUGAAAUUUAAUCAAAUAAUUUAAGAAUCACUGAUUAAAAAUUAUAAUACUGGCUCUUUUGCUCCUAGUUGUAUUUCACAUUGGUAAAUUUAGAUAUUAAAUUUAGUUUUUUUGUAAGCUAAUUAUCAUUUUCUCUUAAAUGGACAAUCCCUGAAGGUUCAAAUAGGACAGUAUAUCAAACUUUAGUAAAAUGGGUAAAAAGACAAUAAUCAAAUUAAUAUAAUUAAGGUGAUUUUGGAUUGAUAGAUUAAGUACCAUGGCCAAUGAAUUCUGGAUGUGCUGAAUUAUCAUCGUUACAAAAUAUAAUUAAAUUGAUAAAAAUGAUUUUAUUGAUCAUCAUUAUUUGUUUUUGA
Molecule: messenger RNA, 1341 nt
Organism: Paramecium pentaurelia
Lineage: Eukaryota; Ciliophora; Oligohymenophorea; Peniculida; Parameciidae
Source: the annotation of a GenBank genome assembly